Molecule: messenger RNA, 2133 nt
Organism: Debaryomyces hansenii CBS767
Lineage: Eukaryota; Fungi; Ascomycota; Pichiomycetes; Serinales; Debaryomycetaceae
Product: Zn(II)2Cys6 transcription factor
Exons: 1
Coding region: 1-2133 (710 amino acids)
Biological process (GO): DNA-templated transcription; regulation of DNA-templated transcription
Molecular function (GO): DNA-binding transcription factor activity, RNA polymerase II-specific; zinc ion binding; DNA binding
Source: RefSeq, a predicted model, not a curated record
AUGAAGAGUUCUGGAUAUGAACUGAAAAGAGACAAAAUCUCCUACGCUUGUGGAAGGUGUAGAAAGCGUAAAAUAAAAUGUGAUCGUAAGCUCCCAAGUUGUAGCUCAUGUUCAGAAUUAGGAGAGACAGGAAGUUGCAAAUAUGAGUCUGAUAAAUGGCAAACAGAUUUGAUGGUAUAUGAACCUGGAAAUGCACAAUUGCGAAAAGAAGUAGGGGUUUUGAGAACUAAAAUAAGGUUGCUAGAGAAUACGGUCAGUACUCAAAGGGUAAAUUUAGAUGCGAUGGAAAGGAAUACAAGAGACGAACUGAAUUUAUAUGAUGAAACGGAUGAAGCGAAAUUAAAGGUCAAUAUGUCUAAUUUCCAUAGCAUUCUCUUGAAAAAUUUAAGAUUAACGUAUUAUGGGCCUACAAACUACCUAAGUCUUUUAAUGAAUGACCCAUAUGGCACAAGACUAUUUGCAAAAUAUGCAGAGCUUCAAGAAAAAAAGUUAAUAGAAAUCGAGAGCCAUAGUAGUCUCGACUAUAGCGUUUUAAAACAAAACCGCAUAGAACCGGACACGGAAGAUUGUUCUCGUAUUCCCGAACCAUUGCAAAUGCAGAUACCACUUAUACCACGGGAUAAAACUUUAAUAUAUCUAGUUGAGCGAUUCUUUCAAAUUUGCUAUCCAUUAGCUCCAUUUCUCGAUAAAGAUAAUUUUAUGAAAAGCAUUUCUCCAUUAUGGGAGAAUGGAGGCUAUUCACAGAAUAAUAUAAUUCUACUCAAAUGUGGAACAUUAGCGUCAUUAUUGAUUGUUUUAAGAUUUUCAUCGUUGUCCUUAUCGUCAGAAAGAUAUCUAGUGGAACCAGAAGUGGCUAUACCGUCUACCUACGUUGAAUAUUCCAAGGUGUUACUUCUAUCUUCCAAAGGGUCUGGAAGAAUUAAUUUAAGUAUUAUUCAAGCAAUUUUGCUUUUACGAACGUAUAAGACAAUUUGUCCCGAAGAUGAUAAUGAAUCAACAGAUACCAGGAUAUUAUUAGGAAUUGCUACCGAUAUGGCAAUAAUUCAAGGACUUUCCUUGAAUACUAGAAUGAAUCGGUUUAUUUCAAAGGACGAAUUAUAUAUUCGAAAGAAACUUUGGUUACAACUUUUUUAUGAUGAUGCAUCUAAUUCAUUCAACUUCGGCAUACAAACAUCAAUUUGUGAAUUUGAAACAGAAGAAUUUGCUAAAUUAUUGGAGGAAGUGGGAACUCCGCUUGAAAAUGAAAAGAAAUAUAUAACGAGACAAUUUAAAAUGAAAAUUCAGGUCGCAUCAUUAAUAAGGAAGGUAGUUUUAUUAAUGAAUCAUAGAAACCAAGAGAUCAGUGUAUCUGAAGUCACAAAUAUUUUGAAUGAUUUUGAUAGACUAUUACAUGAGGAAAUGUAUAGCUUUGACCAACUAAUCAAUUAUGAUUCAAGUUUCACGAGCAGCGAAAUAAGUUAUAGAGUUCUGGAAUAUAUCAUGAAGAUAGAUCUCUAUUAUAAAUCAUUCAUGCUAUAUUACUUUUUGUUUUUAAACUGGGAUAAUGAUAUAUCCUUAGACUAUUCUAGAGCACAUUUCCUUCAUUUGGCACUUGAGAAGGGAAUUAUUUUAACUCUCUUAGGUGAUUAUUUUACUAAAGAUAAAAGCUUUUUCUUUGGGCCUGAGUUUGAAAAAUUAGUUGGUACUUGUAUUUGGUCGUCAUUAGCGAAGAUAAUACCUUCUAUGGUAUGUUUAUUAUGUCGUUCACUUGAUGGUGAAUAUAAUAUUUUUAUGGCGUUUAAAAACUUCAAAUCAUCGUGUUUUGACAUCAUGUCGUGGGCAAAUAUAGACUGUAUGGAUAAUACUAGCUCUAUAAAGAAUAUCUUGAAGAAGUAUCAAGAUAUAUAUCAAAAAUGUGUACAGCUUCAUACUAAGUAUUUCAUUACUUACAAGGUUUGUGUAUGUCUUCACUUUAGUUUAGACUUUAUCCAAAAUACUUAUCCAACUUUUUUUCAAGACAUUUUCUCGAAAACUAGUAAUUCUAUUGAAGAGCUUGCCAGUUUCCUAGAUUCUGAUAAUCAUGACACUCUCAAAAAUUUUAUUGAUUAUAAUUUCGAUUACAAUCUAUUUCUGACGUUUUUGGAAGACAGUUAG